Molecule: messenger RNA, 660 nt
Organism: Brassica rapa (field mustard)
Lineage: Eukaryota; Viridiplantae; Streptophyta; Magnoliopsida; Brassicales; Brassicaceae
Product: blue copper protein
Cellular component (GO): plasma membrane
Molecular function (GO): electron transfer activity
Source: RefSeq, a predicted model, not a curated record
AUGAAGAACACAAUCAUGACUUUGUUAAUUGUAACAUUGUCACUAAUCGGAUUAGCUCGUUCUGCAUCUUUUUACGAGGUUGGAGACACCAACGGAUGGACGACAAAGAUGGGCCUUGACUAUUACAAGACAUGGUCUUCUUUAAAGACUUUCUACGUCGGAGAUUCCCUCAUCUUUCAAUACAACAAAGAUCUCCACAACGUGAUGGAGGUGAGCUUCAAAGAUUACGAGUUGUGUAACCCUAAUUCAGCUCUGGCCACAUAUCACUCUGAGUAUGAACCGGUUAAGCUUAACAGAACCGGACACUAUUACUUCAUAUGUGGUGUGCCUGGUCACUGUGAAUGUGGUCAAAAGCUUGAGGUCCUAGUCAUGGCGCCUGCCUCUCUGCAGAAUCCUGCCACAACUCAACAAAACAACUCUUCUACUUCUUCUAACCCUAAACCUAAUCCUACUAUUCCUGAUCCUAAACCUAAACCUAAUCCUACUAGUCCUGAUCCUAAACCAAAGCCUUCACCGCGUUGGGAGGAUCCUCUUGUGGUUCUUCCAGUAGAUGCUGCAACAAUUGCAUCACUUCCUCACAAUGUAGCCUCAGAUCCUUGUGUGUGGAGUGGGUUAAGCUUGCUCUCAUUCGUUCUUCUACAAACCCUAGUUUUUCUUUAA